This is a messenger RNA of Ramularia collo-cygni, 2055 nucleotides long. RefSeq lists its product as uncharacterized. Gene Ontology annotation, molecular function: zinc ion binding; DNA-binding transcription factor activity, RNA polymerase II-specific. NCBI's taxonomy places the organism in Eukaryota, Fungi, Ascomycota, Dothideomycetes, Mycosphaerellales, Mycosphaerellaceae. Gene Ontology annotation, biological process: regulation of DNA-templated transcription. Bases 1 to 2055 code for a protein of 684 amino acids. The record is from RefSeq and is a predicted model, not a curated record. The transcript has a single exon.
AUGGAAUCCACACCGACCCCAACUCCGACGGAUUCUACCACGACCACCGCUGCGGUCAAGCGGAAGAGGAGCCCCUCGGUCGGCGCACCAUCUGCUGCAACGUCUGCGCCUGCCGCCAAAUCAGCCAAGACAAGCAGCCAGAUGAGCAUUAAUUACCUCGCCCGCCAGUCCGCCGAAGACCUUCCACUCAUCACCAAAGACGACACGCUGCAAGGCCUGCUGCAUCUGCUUUCCGCCUAUGGCACCAUCCUCGACCGCCACGAGUCUCUGGCGUCAAAUCUGGGUGCCCGUCCUUUGGGUCCAAUCCUCAUCAAACGCUUCGAGCGGUGCUUCGAGUCUCCGCCAAAGGUCGUAGCCUCCCACCAUAAGAAUGCUAGCAGCAACUCCCCCGAAGACACAACUCAACAAAUUACCUGGCUGGAAGUAAUUGAGUUCGCCCGCUCGCACCCUGGUCAAUUCACCCUGAGCACGUUCUCGGAAGGCAAACGCGUCUGUCAAUUCUAUUAUCCGCAAAAGCAGCUACGAGUGCAGAUCAGCGAAGAGGACUUCCUCUUCAUAAACAGUGGACGAUGCCAAGAAUUGAUACCACCCUUGCCGAUUUGGGAGGACGAAGAGAAGGAGGUUGCGACUUGCGACGUGUUGGAAGCGAAGCUCAGGGAGCUCACCAACGCAGCGGACAUGGUAGCGGCGCGCACAAGACAGCUCAGUCACCGUCUCAAGGGACGCCGAGCUGCCAUACUCGAGAGACGCGCUGAAGGUGGCAGUGGCACGCCAGCGAAAGCAAAUGCUAUAUUGACAAGCAAUGCACCUCACACGGCAACCGCCGACUCUUCGAACGGAUUCGUAGCUGUCAACACUGUCAGUGCUGCCGGUGCUGCCAGUGCCGCCACUCCUGGGAAUUCCGCCGCCUCUGCUAACACCUUGACGAAUGGCCGAACUGCCACGGGAGAGACGAUUGAGCCGACUCGUGUUCUCGCUUCAUCGGCUGCUGUUCGCAAUGAUUUGCUGCGCCAUUUUGRGAGCUUGCCGCACAAUCAAACACAGGGCAGGGUACAGCUGCGCCAUAUUGUAGACCAUCACAGCCAUACACAAAGGCACAGUGACUCCGCUCAACAAGGACAAGAGGGUACAGGAUCCAACGCUUCGUCAUUAUCUCCCACACCAUACAAUCUGCUAGCGAACGAGACGCUGUCUUAUUCGACUUCCAACUCCGCGGCACCAACUCGUACAUUUCCGAGCAAUUCUGCCGCAUCACACAGACCUUCAUCCAGCACUGGUGGCAAUCCAUACACCUCUGGACAUGCGCCCUCGAAGCACAAUUUCAGCCGUCCUCUUCCAGCUGCCCUCGAGAGCACUCAACCGUUUAGGCCACUCUGUCAAGCUCACAUGGACGCACUUCCACGCGGCGAUCGAGUUCUUCCGCCAUGUGACAGGUGUCGCCGCCUUCGCAUGGAUUGCAUCAAGAACCUGACAUCGUGCGCGGGCUGCACGAGGAAACAUGCGCGCUGUCAUUGGCGCGAGGUGUCUCGCRACGAGCUAGGCGCUCUCGACCAUCUCAUGGAUGCGGCCUACCCCGAAUCGGGAUACUCCCCGUCCCAUACGAAUGGCUACGCAAACGGCAACCCUGACAUCGACGAUGAAAGUGACGACGAUGACGCCAAUCCCUUGGAGGACUUAGAAGCCCYUGGAGAUAUUGAGGAACAGGAAAAUCAAAUCCGUGAGGAUGAAGAAGGCUUGCGGAAUGCGCGGGAGCUGGCCCGGCAGGGCUGGGAGGGCAGUAAUACUGUUGAAAAGGGGGUUGAGGUAGUGAAUGGGACCACCGAGCAUUCAACAGCACAUCAGGCUGGAGAGGAGGAGGCGGGAGGUAGAGCCGAGCCUGGAAAGCUGGUAGAGGAGAUGCAAUCGUCCACCAUCGUUCCCAGCCAUGACAUCGUUCAGCAGGUAAAUUCUGCCAAGGACGUGCCUCCAGAGCAAGAUACUGCCAAGCCUAUCCUUCAAGCCGGCUUCCAGGCAGUCAAUGGCGCGAUGCCUCAGCGCUCGCACGGUUCGGAGUAA